UUGGAUCCCCUCCGCCACCGCCGUCGCUGCCGGAUAAGGAAAGAACAAUGCUUCGGAGCGGCGGAGCGCGAGCAACCACGGCGGCGGCGGCGCUGCUCUCCUCCUCCUCGCCGCCGCCGCCGCCGUUCCGUCUCCCCAGACGCUUCCUCUCGCUGACGACCACCCCUUACCCGCUCUACUACGACCUCAUCCUCUACCGCCCCUCCGACCCCAAGCCCCCGCGAUCCUCCGCCGCCGACCACCACCACCGCACGCCACCCGACGACGAGCAGCAGCCGCCGCAGCUCGACCGCGCCAAGCGCCGGUACCUCCGCAAGCGCCGCAGCCGCCUCCUCCCCGACCCCGACGCCUCCAAUGCCAAGCCCUCGUCGUCGUCGUCGUCGGAGAACGUCGAGCUCAAGCCGGAGGUGGUGGACUUCCCGCGGCUGCACGCGCGCGAGGAGGCGCUCUACUUCCACGACGCGUUCGCGCUCCCCUGGGAGAAGGACAAGCACUACCGCAUGCUCUACCGCCUCGAGAAGAAGUACUUCCCGGACCAAUCCCUCGACAACGCCUUCGUCCCCGCCGACGCCGACGCCGACGCCGACAAGGGCCUCGUCUUCUUCGACGACGAUAAGAAGGAUGACGAGGGGGAGGUGAAGAAGAAGGGCGGCGACGAUAAAGGGGAGGUGUUGGAGAGAAAGGUGGAGGAUUUCUUCAGGUCGUUGAAGAAAGGCCCUGGCCAGGGCGAGGCGAAGGCGAAGAAGAAGGAAGCUGAGCCUCCUCAGGUGAAGCCGGAGGAAUGGCCGCAGCCGUAUCUCGCUAGCAGGACGACGGAGCUGCCGCCAAGGUGGAACGGCCCAACCGGGACCGUCGUGCUCAUCGACAAGCCCAAAGGAUGGACUUCAUUUACUGUUUGUGGAAAGCUGCGGCGAUUAGUGAAUGUGCAAAAGGUCGGGCAUGCUGGUACUCUGGAUCCAAUGGCAACUGGAUUGUUGAUUGUUUGUGUGGGUAAAGCAACCAAAGUGGUUGAUAGAUAUCAAGCAAUGGUCAAAGGUUAUAGCGGUGUUUUUCGACUUGGAGAAGCUACAUCUACUUGGGAUGCAGAUUCACCAGUUAUUCAGAGAGAACCAUGGGAACACAUUAAAGAUGAACAUAUUAGAAAGGCAGCAGCAUCAUUCAUGGGUGAGAUAUGGCAGGUUCCUCCAAUGUUUUCUGCCAUUAAGGUUGGUGGUGAAAAAAUGUAUGACAAAGCAAGGAGAGGUGAAUCAGUAGAGCUUUCACCAAGGAGAAUAUCGAUAUACAGUUUUGAUAUUGAACGCAGUUUAGAAGAUAGACAAAAUUUGAUAUUUCGAGUUACUUGCUCAAAAGGAACAUAUAUUCGAUCCCUCUGUGCGGACUUGGGGAAAGCACUUGGAAGUUGUGCCCACUUAACUGCCUUGCGGAGAGACUCAAUUGGUGAUUACUCAGUCAAUGAUGCUUGGAGUUUCAGUGAGCUGGAGGAACAAAUUACAAAGGGAUAUCUAUGAUAAUUCGUCUGUGUUCUUUGGCAAGAUUGUAAGCCAAGAAACACCAUGGUCCAGGCCUCACGGAACAAUAACCUGCUUUCGAUCUAUCAUUGCAGGCAACUGGUGGAGUGAGCCCUCAUUUCGUAGUCGUUGAGUACCGAGAAUCUAUUAACCAAAAAUCAUAACGCCCAAAGUGCAGAUACAUUGGUAUAAUCUGAAGAAUUUUGACACCAACACCUACUCUGACAUUUCGGACUAUGGGUGUCUCCUUGGGGAUCAAGGAAUUCAUUUAGGAAUCCCUGAACUGAUGUGCGGCUGUUGUAGUUUUAGGUUCUGCAACGUUGCAAUCAUACAUACUUGAUAUGGAACAUUGUCAAAAUCUGAUGAAAUGGAAUGUGGUUAUACUUGAUUAUUUUCUUUUCAUUCUGCUAUACUAGCAUCUCUUCUUUAUUGAGACAGUUUCCAGUCUCAUGUCUACUUCUUAUGCACCAAGAAAUGGAAUAAGCAGUUGUUUGUC
Oryza brachyantha (malo sina) is the source of this 2004-nucleotide messenger RNA. RefSeq lists its product as uncharacterized. The record is from RefSeq and is a predicted model, not a curated record. The transcript has 9 exons. Gene Ontology annotation, molecular function: pseudouridine synthase activity; RNA binding. Lineage: Eukaryota; Viridiplantae; Streptophyta; Magnoliopsida; Poales; Poaceae. Bases 48 to 1508 code for a protein of 486 amino acids. Gene Ontology annotation, cellular component: mitochondrion. Gene Ontology annotation, biological process: tRNA modification; mRNA pseudouridine synthesis.